AUGGACACCUCUGGUGCGUUGCUUUUCUUCCUCGCUGGAUUGAUCGUGUGGGCUGGUAUCACCCGUUGGAAGAGACAGAAGGAUUUGACGGCUUUCGCUGCGAGGCACGGUUGCAAGCCGCCACAAAAACAUCUACACAAUCUGUUGUGGCCGCCCUUAGGCCUCGAUAAGACGCUCCCAACCAUCAAGGCAGACCGAGCAGGCCGUCUUCCGGCCUUCAUGCUGCAAGAAUUCGAGAAGCACGGAGACACCUACACGCAGCAAUUACCCGGACAGUAUGUCAUUCUGACCAGGUCACCUGCCAAUGUUGAGGCUGUGUGCAAAACUCGCUUCAAAGAAUAUGAGAUUGGAGCAGACCGCGCUGGCAACUUUCGUCCGCUCAUUGGGCAUGGCAUUCUCGCAUUAGACGGCCGGGAAUGGAUGAAAUCCCGUGCCAUGUUGAGACCGCAUUUUAACAGGAACACCGACCAUGAUUUCAUCCAACUGGAAAGUCUUGUCCAGCAUUUACUUGGCCGGCUUACUGCAGCCUCCCGGGAUAACGAGGCGGUCGAAAUUUCGGAACUUCUGCUCAAACUCAGCACGGACUUUGCUACCAAGGCCAUAUUCGGCCGAAGUACUGACUCCUUGCUCUUCGGGCGACAAGAGCUGUCGGGCGAACGGGGCAAAGGGAGCGCAACAGAGUUCUCGGAGGCCGCGAACCAUGCCAUUCAUAUGCUUGGACAGAGAGGGCUGCUUAUCAACCUCUACUGGAUUGUCGACUCUCCUCGGUUUCGCAAAUCCUGCAGGAUCGUCAAGCGUUUCGUGGACGGGUACCUGUCAGAAGCUGCACAGUCACAGGAGACAAGGUCAAAGGCUGGGAAAGAAGAUUACACGAGUAGUGCGUCAUUCAUGCGAUCCUUGGUGAGCAGAGACCAGGCUUCCCCGGAGGUGAUCAGAGAUCAGCUCCUCGCCCUCCUGUUGGCGAGUCGCGACACUUCAGCCUCAUUCGCGGCAUGGGUGCUGUAUGCAUUGGCUCGAACUCCACGGGUUAUGGCUAAGCUUCGUGGCUUGAUCAAGGCCCGUGUUCGAGGGGGAAGACCCCCGACUGUGGCGGACAUCACAGCUCUCGCAUAUCUACGCCAUGUCUUGAACGAGACGCUGCGCAUCUUUCCCGUAGUGCCCCUGGAUGGGCGCACGGCGAAGACCCACACAUGGCUUCCAGAAGGGGGUGGCGUCGAGGGCAGAGACCCAUUGUUGGUUCCAGCUGGAGCCAAAGUGGCGUUCAAUAUUUAUGCCAUGCACCACCGACGCGAUAUCUUUGGCGUCGACGCUGACGAGUUUCGCCCAGAACGGUGGGAAGAUGACGCGCGCGGCCCCAGGGCUGACUUUGAAGCCGCUUUCGCACCGUUCAUCACCGGACCUCGCGUCUGCUUGGGGAAAAAUAUGGCAAUGAUGACUGUUUCAUAUGUCGUCAUCCGCAUCCUGCAAACCUUCGACACGAUUGAUCCCGCUGCAGCCCCCGCGUCCACAGUCCUGGGCCGGAAUCACGCCAGGUGGCCGAGCGAGGAGACUCGAUACCAGAUGGAGGACGGCGAAACUACGUUCAAGAUUGGGGUCACCAUGUCUCCUCGGGAUGGCGUAUGGGUCAAACUCCAGCCCGCCACAUUGAACCCUUGA
Cladophialophora carrionii CBS 160.54 is the source of this 1656-nucleotide messenger RNA. RefSeq lists its product as uncharacterized. NCBI's taxonomy places the organism in Eukaryota, Fungi, Ascomycota, Eurotiomycetes, Chaetothyriales, Herpotrichiellaceae. The record is from RefSeq and is a predicted model, not a curated record. Gene Ontology annotation, molecular function: heme binding; iron ion binding; oxidoreductase activity, acting on paired donors, with incorporation or reduction of molecular oxygen. The coding region runs from base 1 to 1656 and encodes 551 amino acids. The transcript has 6 exons.